Lachancea sp. 'fantastica' is the source of this 1758-nucleotide messenger RNA. The record is from the annotation of a GenBank genome assembly. NCBI's taxonomy places the organism in Eukaryota, Fungi, Ascomycota, Saccharomycetes, Saccharomycetales, Saccharomycetaceae.
AUGAAUUUUGCCAAAAGCGAUGAUCAUUUAUCUCUUGACAAUUCCGUGUUAGGAGAUGGAAAUUGCUCUGAUAUGCCAGGAAGCUUUGAUCAAGAUCUCAAAACGCGACACUCAAGUAAGAAGAGUGACUCGCUAUUCACGCGGCGUGAAAAUCAAUACCAUGGUAUCAAAGAUUCUUUGUUGCUGUAUGAGGGCCAAUCCUUCGAAAUGGGCCGAGAAAAUGCCACUAGUCUUCCGCGACGUCAAAUGAGUGGCGCCCGGGAUAACAAUAGAUUUGAGAGACCCAGCAACAAUUUUAAUCGUAAUAAACACGUUUGGUACCGAACUGAUAAAAUUAACAAAAGCGUCGAAGGUGAAAACUCCACAGAUCGAAGCUUUUCGCCCAACAGUUCCAUCAACAUUCGUGACGCACUAGGUAAUGCCGCGCACUCGAUUGCGAAAAGUCAAAGGGCUUGUCUGGGCAUGAAGGAGCGAUUGGAGAAGUACAAUUUGAACAGCUCAAUUCGUAUGCCAGGCAGCUUUUCGAAUUUCCAGGCCAGUAACGCCACUUUUGAUGAGGUUGAUCGUGGUGAGAAGCUGGUGAAUUUGCCUGAAGACGAGGAUGACAAAACCCCCGCUGAACCUAUCAGCUAUAUCUCAGCUUGUUUGAUGGGUCCCAUUGUGAUCAAGACCAUCUAUUUCCUUCUUGCUCAAUCCGCUACUCUGGAAAGUAAAGAUUAUUCCUUUUCCAACACCUGCGUCAUGAUUGUAAGCUCGGAGCUGUCAGGUUUCAGCCUACCACAACUUGACAAUUUGAUUCUACAAAUUACACAAAUCUGGCUGCUUAUUCGAAUUAUACCUGUUUUGAUCAAGGUCCCUUGGAGGUUUCAUGCAACCGUGGUACAUUAUGGAACAUACCCACAUUUGAGUGAGCACCUUUACGACGUCAACGACAAGACUCUAUUUCAUGACGCCGUUUCGUUUUUCAACGGUCAUGAGAAAUUCGGUUUACGUCUCAAAAAUGUCAGUUUAAUUGUUCUCGUCAUUUCACCUUUCGUUCUGACUACGGGUUUGUUACUAGGGCAUAAUCUCACUGUCAAACUUGCCACCUAUGACCUUCCGAGAGGUUCAUCAUUGUCGGUGUAUUCCUCAUUCAUGGCCAUGGUGUUCUCUCGAUCACAAUUCGCAAUGCUGAUGUGGUGCAUAAUGUGUCAGUACUGCAAAGAUGCGUUUGAGCAUGUCGAAAACUACGUCAUUGACCAACAAAAGAAGUUUCAGAAAGAUGCAGAGUCUAUUGCUAAUCGUUUCGAAAGCUCUGAAUCUAGAUCCACAGACGGACUAGAUGCUGGAACCAAGCAUUCAAUACUUAUCAAGAAGCCAUUGCUGCCUUCCAAGAAGAAAGCGAUCAAUAAUUCCUUUGAUUAUACACAUCCAGUCGACAGUCCAAGCUCGCAAGCCCGACUUCCUUCAUUUGCAGUUGCUGCCUAUGAAAGCCCGCUUAAAAGUAAGCGGGCAAACGAUACCCUACAAUCGAGCAUAAGACCAGUAUCACCACAAGUCGGUAUACAAACGGUCGUUGCUGUUGGAUCUGACUCGCAGUCAUGGAGAGACUACGCCAAAAUGGUUGUCAAGAUUCCGCUACAUGUAUUGUCGAUGAAGUAUAAGAUCAUGCGGCUAUGCUUGAAAGCUGUCGUCUACGUUAUUUUUUUGUCCUAUUGGGUUGUGAAAUCUUUUUGGCGCUGGUACAUGCACAGGCCUGUCGUCAGGGCGCUAAACUAG